AUGGAGAAACAGGAACGAGACUCAAACAUUUCUAAGCCUCGCAAACCGCGAGUCAAAAACGGAGUUAAACUCGCGACUAUACCGCAACCUUCGCUUUUACGCAAUAAAACUUUUUCUGGGUUACCAAGUAGGCCUCGCGUAGCUCGAAUUAAUACAUCAAGUUUAUCUGAUAAAGAGAAGGCUAGGUCUGACGAUGGUUUUUUCUCUGAUUCUGAUAAAGAUAGUAAUCAGAGUAAUAAAUCUGCUAAUUCGAAUUUAAGUGUACAAAGCAGUAUGAGCUUUCUUAAUAAAACUCCUUCAAUAAUGUCGGAUGCUAUAAUACGUGUGCGUCCAAAAUCUUCUAUUGGGACUUUAUCAGAAAAAUCUCAAUUUGAUCUUAAUGUUGCCGCCAAUC
Scutellospora calospora is the source of this 394-nucleotide messenger RNA. Lineage: Eukaryota; Fungi; Glomeromycota; Glomeromycetes; Diversisporales; Gigasporaceae. The record is from the annotation of a GenBank genome assembly.